AUGGACACUAUCAAAACGGUAAAAGUUGUGGUGGUUGGAGAAUCCGGAGCUGGAAAGACUGCUUUACUCACUUCGUUUCUUGAGAAUUCUUUCGAAACUGACCCGCUGACAACUAUUGGAAUCGAUUUUAAGCACAAGAUUGUACAGUUGAAUGAUGGACAGUCGAUUCGUCUUCAACUGUGGGAUACAGCUGGACAGGAAAGAUUCCGUCAAUUGACACCUGCUUACAUCAGAAGUGCCAAGGUUGCUCUUUUGGUUAUUGAUCUCUCCGACGACAACUGUGUGGAAAACUUGGUUAGAUGGAAAGGGAUUAUUGAUAAAAACAAGAGUGAUUUCACUGCAACAAUCAUAGUUGGAAAUAAAUGUGAUCUUGUCAAUGAAAAACGAUCGCCUCGUUUGAUCAAUAUCAUCAAGGAAACUAAAGACGAGUAUAUAGAAACAUCCGCGAAAACCCGGAAAAACAUCAAAGAGCUCUUCUCGAUGGUUGCAUGUCGCCCAUUUCCGGAACACAAAACAAGUCAAAUUGUUUUGUGUAUGUUUUGA
Caenorhabditis remanei is the source of this 543-nucleotide messenger RNA. RefSeq lists its product as uncharacterized. The record is from RefSeq and is a predicted model, not a curated record. The transcript has 5 exons. NCBI's taxonomy places the organism in Eukaryota, Metazoa, Nematoda, Chromadorea, Rhabditida, Rhabditidae. The coding region runs from base 1 to 543 and encodes 180 amino acids. Gene Ontology annotation, molecular function: GTPase activity; GTP binding.